Amphiprion ocellaris (clown anemonefish) is the source of this 2964-nucleotide messenger RNA. RefSeq names its product 5-hydroxytryptamine receptor 4. NCBI's taxonomy places the organism in Eukaryota, Metazoa, Chordata, Actinopteri, Pomacentridae. Gene Ontology annotation, molecular function: G protein-coupled serotonin receptor activity. Gene Ontology annotation, cellular component: plasma membrane. The record is from RefSeq and is a predicted model, not a curated record. Bases 211 to 1515 code for a protein of 434 amino acids. The transcript is spliced from 7 exons. Gene Ontology annotation, biological process: adenylate cyclase-activating adrenergic receptor signaling pathway; regulation of appetite; chemical synaptic transmission.
GUGUGUGUGGCACGAGGCGGGCUGUUGUCACCCAGUGUCACUCAUCUGCAGCUCGUGCAGAUCAGACUCUGGUAGCUGUCUCUGGUUUCUUCGUUCCAUCCAGAGGACCAGCAGCCUCCGGUGGCUCACCUGGACCCGAGGAGCGGAGGCGAGGAGCCCGACACAGGGCUGUAGAAUGGGGUGAUGAGGACUCUCCUCUGCUGACUAGUGAUGGCCACAGCAUCACCUCGACAUUUGUUGGAUGACAUAAUAAACCCAGAACAACAGCAGCAGGACCAACAGGAGCAGGAGGAAUUCUUGAGCUCGGUGGAGACCGUCGUUCUCACCAUCUUCCUCUCCAUCAUCAUCAUCAUGACGGUGUUUGGGAACCUGCUGGUGAUGGUGGCGCUCUGCAAGGACAGACAUCUACGAAAGAAAAAGACCAACUACUUCAUCGUGUCGCUGGCAUUUGCUGACCUCCUGGUGGCGCUGGUUGUGAUGCCCUUCGCUGCGAUCGAGCUGACGACCGGCCAUUGGCGCUACGGAGAGAUUUUCUGCCUGGUGCGAACGUCUCUGGACGUCUUGUUGACCACAGCGUCCAUCCUGCACCUCUGCUGCAUUGCACUGGACAGGUAUUAUGCUAUCUGCUGCCAGCCGCUGGUCUACAGACACAAGAUGACGCCGCUGAGGGUGGCCGUCAUGCUCGGUGGCUGCUGGCUCAUCCCCACGUUCAUCUCCUUCCUUCCCAUCAUGCAAAGCUGGAACGCUAUCGGGAUAGAGGACAUUAUUGAGGAGAGGCGAGCCCUGACCGGAGGCUCUAACGACACCAGCUGUGUGUUCCUGGUCAACCGGCCGUACGCCCUCAUCUGUUCUGCCGUGGCCUUCUACGUCCCAUUAGCCCUCAUGGUUCUGGCCUACCAGCGGAUCUACGUCACCGCUAUGACCCACGUACGGCAGAUAGAGACGCUCCAGCGGGCCGGUUCUGCUCCGGUCGGCAGCACCGAGCCCAUCGUCACCGUGAGGUCGUCCACCUCCUCAGACCCUCUGGACCACUACCGCCUCAGGACAACAACGGGUUCCUCCUCCUCAGAGCAGGCCCCCGUAUCAACCAGCCGUAUGCGCAUCGAGACGAAGGCAGCAAAGACGCUGGCGGUUAUUAUGGGCUGUUUCUGCCUGUGCUGGGCACCGUUCUUCAUCACUAACGUGGUGGAUCCCUUCAUCCACUAUUCGGUGCCGUGGCAGCUGUGGACGGCCUGGCUGUGGCUCGGCUACAUUAACUCAGGGCUGAACCCGUUCCUCUACGCCUUUCUGAACCGAGCUUUCCGGAGGGCGUUUCUGGUGAUCCUCUGCUGUGGGGAUGAGCGCUACUCUCGGCAGGGCAGCUGCUCCUAUGGACACACUCACAGAGCAUGCUCGGCUGCAUCGGUCAACGGGACGUCCAUGGCACUGAGAUUGUCUUUCCUGCCAAACCGGAGCUACAGCGACAACGGCAGGACGAUACUGGGCCAUGAGCACGAGUCCCAGGACUCUCUUUGACCACUAAGAGGAUGACUUUUCAAAAAACAGAACUGAAGCAUCGUCAUAAGAUGUGGCAGAGGUUGGAGUUGGACCAGCGUGAACUGACUGGACUGACCUGGAUACUCACUCUACAAACCAGCAUCUUUAUUUUUUGACUCCUUUGGACUCUAAAUGAGCAAAAUGAAGCAUCCUGGUGCAGAAUUGAAGAAAUGGAAUACUUGUAUGAACAUGCCAACCGUAUGUUUCCAGAUCUAGCACCCAAAGAACUAUUUCUUCAACAUCUCGAUCACAACAUGGAGACAACAAACUACAAGCCUGCUACGAGCUGCAAGACACCUUCUGCUUGUUCACCUCUUAGAUGACAUUCUGUUAUAGUUUAACUUAAAGACAUAAAAGAGCUAACUGGUCAUACUGACAUUUUAUUUGAUUGAAGUCUCAUAUUUUGUACAGUGAUGUGUUUACUUAUCAAAUACAUCAAAGAUUAUUCAGUUUUCCAGUAGUUGUGAACAAAACACCAAAGACUGAGGAUAUGGAUCUAAAUUAAUUGAAGUUCUGUCCUGUUAGAAAGGUGAUGAAACAUGUUUUCAUGGCACAUAAAUCAUUGUUGGGCUCCAAAUCUGAUCACAACCAACAGUAAAGCUGAAGAGCAGCUGUGGAAACUUCAACUGUCAGUGUUAAAUCUGUUUUCUGGACUUGAUCAUUAUCAUCCUGCCAAACGCAACAGUCAUGUAUGUAGUAAUGUACUUUUUGUAAAUGAAUACGAUAAGAAGAUUUUGUAAAGUUCCAAAGCGCUGAAAGUACCUACAUAUACAACCUCUGGACAGACACAUCGUCAUAUACAUGUAUCUGAAUGAGUAAAAGCUUCAGGAAUAUGAGAAAAGCAACUGGUCUGCUAAUUAUUGAUUGUGAAAUGCUUCAACACAGUGACUUAAAUGCAGAUGAAGCUGCUUUGCAUGAGGUGAAGUUGGAGAUUGGAGAUUGUUUUUAGACACAGCAGCAACUUAUGGAGACAUCAGAAGUAGGUUAGACCGGAGAUCAGGAGCUGAAGUUGAAAUGAUUCUUGCAUUUGUUGAUUUCACACUUUGGAAGCUGAACCUGCAGCUGGAGGGAAGCAGCUAAAAACCACAACGAGAAGCCUGAAGACACCAACCAUCCUGUAGCUGCACAACCAUGAUCUUUCACCAGAUUCAAUUCAUCAAAGAGUUUGGCCUCGUGGUGUAUUUUUAAACCGACCGAGUAGUUCCCCAGUCCACUUGUGGAUCUAUUGAGGACCACAUAGAGUAACCUAAACUGAAGCAUCAGCUGAAAUAAAACACUUUACAUCGCCCAACAUGUGCAACAGGUCUCCACAAAGGUUUGAUGAUCACCUGAUUCUCACCUCCUGUCAUCUCCUACAUCACCACAUCAUGGUUCUUCCAACAUUCCAACCUGUAUAAUCUUUGUUUUCAGUACAUCUUGUGGUUUUAA